AUGCCACUGCGAGAAAUAUUCCCUCGCCCUCCCAUCCCGCGCCUCUCUUGUCUUCCCAUUUCCCCAUCCUCCCACUCCUCCCGGUUUCUUCUUUCCCUCUCCCCCUUCACUGCCCUCCCCUUUCCCCCCUCAUCUCUCGCUCUCCCCACUCACACGGCCGCCCCUAGCGCAACCGCCAUGGGCGCAACGUCCCCAGGCGCGCCCCCCGCGGCGGCCACGGGGCGCGCGGUGCUGAGCGAGCGCCUGGUGGGACACCGCAUGGCGCUGCAGCGCAACGAGAACAUCCGCUGCCUCGCCGCGCUCGCCCUCCCCGCACCCCUCCCCGCGCCCGCACCUGCAGCAGCAGAGCCUGCGUCCGCAUCUGCGCACGCAGGUACCAGCAGCGCUGCUCCUGCAGCAGCAGCAGCAGCAGCAGCAGCAGGUGCUGUGUCUGCUGCUUCUGCUGGUGGCAACAGCGCGUCAGCAUGGGGCUGGUUGACUGCAGGUCGGAUGGCUUCUGCUUCUGCUUCUACCGCGUCUGCUGCUGCGGCUGGGGAUAGCCCGUCUGCUGCUGGCAGCCAUGUUGGUAGUGUGGGUGGUGCUGGUUCUACCGGUAUGGGGGGAGCAGGGGGGAAUGAGGCCAGGGGCCCCGAGUUGACUAUGCGUGGGGUGUGCGUGGUGGGGAGGAGGGCAGUGGAGCGAGUGGAGGUGUUACAUACGGUGAUGGGGGGGCUGCUCGCUGUGCUCUGUGAUGGGGGCGUGCGUCUCCUCCACCCUCUCUCCCUCUCCCUCGGCCCACCUGUAGGCCCUGCCUCUGGCACCCUCCUCCUUGCCUCGCACCCUCUAUCAUCCCCCGCUCCCUUUCCACUCUCCUCCUCUAAUCCCUCCUCUUCAAACCUCUCCGCCCCCACCUCCGCCUCCUCAUUUCAAGCCUCCCCACCCCCCUCCGCGCCUCUCCUCCUGGUCCUCCGCAGGAAGCUCCUCAUCUUCACCAUCUCCUCCUCCGCACCCUUCUCCCCCACGCCUCUCUGGGACGCGCUCUCCAUCCGCCUGCAAGGGGAGAUGCUUAUAAAGGGUAUAGGCGAGCGAGAGGUCCCUCUAGCAGCAGCAUACCUGGGGUCGUCAGUGAUCCUAGGCACGUCGCUGCAGUACCUGCACGUGUCCAUCCCUUCAGGCGACCCCUUGCAGCUCUUUCCCCUGCCUCCCUCCUCUCCCAAUCCCCCUCUCAUCGCCGCUGUUUGGCUCGCCUGCAACGCGCCUGGGGUGUCCUCUCCGCGCGAGAGAAAGGUUGCUCCUGAUGAGGGGGGGAUAGCGUCAAGAGCGCAUACGGAGACAGGUGGAGGUGAGGGUGAGGGUGGGGUUGAGGUUACAGCAGCAGCAAGAGCAGCAGCAGGAAUGGAGGCGGUAGCAGGAGCAGUGAGAGGUCUGGCGGUAGCAGAGGAGGGCGGUUGGGGAAAGCAGCAGGGGGGGCUGCAAAGAAUGAGCGCGAGUGUGGCUGGCACAUCAGAUGCAGCACCGGCCAGUGCAAGAGCGCACACACAGGACACAGCACACACAUCACCACCAACAGCAGCAGCAGCAGCAGCAGCAGCAGCAGCAGCAGCAGCAGCAGCAGCAGCAGCAGCAGCAGGGGAGACGGCAGUAAGAGCAGCAGCAGGAGGGAGCAGUGGUUCUGACAUGGGUGCAGCAGAGGGCCGACCAAGCAUACAGAGCCAGGAAUCAGCAGCAGUACUAGCCAUGGACGAUAUAGGAGUGGUCAUAGACACCACAGGCCAGCCCAGAGGCAACCCCCUCAUCUUCCCCUCCCCUCCCAUCGCCCUCACCUUCGCCCCUCCCCACGUCGCCACCGCUCUCCACCACUCCCUACACCUCUUCGACCCGGCCACAGGCACGCUCCUGCAGACGCUCCCGGUGCCGGGAGGGGCGGGGACAGCUGGCAGGAGCCCAUUGGUGGCGCUGGCGGCGGAGAGGGGAGGAGGAGGAGGGGCGGUGGUGGCGGCGAGUGGGAGUGAGGUGUGGUGGGUGCUGCGGCUGUCUCUGGUGCAGCAAGCGAGGGAGCUGAUGAGAGAGAAGCGGUAUGGGGAGGCACUGGAGGUGGCUAGGGGGGUGGAUGUGGGCGAGGAGAUGGAGGGGGAGGCAUGGGGGGAGGUUAGGCCAGGGGAUGGUGCUGAGCCGAGCACAGGGAAAACAGAUGCUGCUGUUGGUGGUGACGGUGGUGGUGCUUCUGCUUCUGCUGCUGCUGCUGUUGCUGCUGCUGCUGCUAAAGGGGUAGUUUCUCCCAUGGCAUCUGCGCUAGCACCAGGGACACCUGGGAGUAAGAGUGUGACGAUACAGGGGGCGUGGAGGAGGAGAGUGGCGGAAGCGCAUGCGCAGGUGGGGCUGUUGCUGCUGUGGGAUGGGGACUUCAAAGCAGCCGUGCCGCACCUCCUAGCAGCACGAGGAGGGGUCUUCCAGCCUGCUGAGAUCUUUGCGCUCUUCCCCCACUUGACUGCCAGAUCCCCCGAGCUCGCUUCUGGGAUCCCUCGAGCUCGCUUCUGGGGUCUGCACGCGCCUCUCUCUGCCCUGCACGACCGCCUGCUCUGCUGCUGCUUCCCUGCACCGUCUGCCGCUCCGCACCACCGCCCCCACCAUCACCCCAGCUCCUCUUUAACUCCAUCUGCGUCCCUUCCUACAGCAGUAGCAUCACCAGCAGCAGCAGCAGCAGCUGCAGCAGCAUCAGGGAGGGAGGCGUUUACAGGAGCCAGGCCAGGCUCGUCUGGGGGAGGUGCAAGUGCAUCUGUAGGGUCCGGUGCGGUGGGGAGCGAUAGAGGGAGUGGGAUGGAGGCGGGGGAGCAGCGGGUGCAGCAGCAGCGGCGGCAGGAGGACACUCGGCGGCAGUGCCAAGAAGGUGUGGUGAGGUAG
Molecule: messenger RNA, 2880 nt
Organism: Closterium sp. Naga37s-1
Lineage: Eukaryota; Viridiplantae; Streptophyta; Zygnematophyceae; Desmidiales; Closteriaceae
Source: the annotation of a GenBank genome assembly